Messenger RNA from Gilbertella persicaria, 1037 nucleotides. RefSeq lists its product as uncharacterized. Bases 64 to 810 code for a protein of 248 amino acids. The transcript has a single exon. The record is from RefSeq and is a predicted model, not a curated record. NCBI's taxonomy places the organism in Eukaryota, Fungi, Mucoromycota, Mucoromycetes, Mucorales, Choanephoraceae.
GAUGAUGACGAUGAUGAUAAUGAUGAUGAAGAAGAAAAAGAUGUGCAGUACUUGCAGUACCAGAUGUCGCGGUAUGCAAAGAAAUCGAAGAGGGAAGAAGAAGAUGCCUUGGUACGAGUUGUUCAAGAAAUGCUUGACAAUUUCGAAAACUGGAGGACUGAGUGUAGAACUGAAGAAGAUUUCAUUGACCAAGCAUUGUAUCCGUUUCUGAGAAACAUACUCUUGCGUGACAAGAAUGUCUCAUCCACACGGUCCUAUAGAAAAAUACCAUAUGGCCAUCCCAAUUCAGACAGCAGCAGCAGUAGUAGCAGCAGUGGCAGCAGUAGCAGCAGCAGCAAAGCUAAACUCGAUUUUUUCGUCUUUCUGCCUAUCGACGAUAAUUCUUUUGGGUUGCUUUGCGUGGAGGUCAAGAAGCCUGGCACCAAGUCAAGUCAAAUUUUGAGUGAUCGCUCUAAGCUGGCUCUAGAGUGCAAACGAUCUAUUGAUCAUCAGGUGUCUCUUGGUGUCCGUACACCUAAGUGCUUUACGUUGUUUGUUGAUGGUGAAAUGUGUUCUUCUUUUGUGUGUGAGUUGACCCCACAUGGAAUCUACACUUUUGUGGAACUUGAUGUGUUUUCGCUCCCUCGCGGAAAAAUGGAUCUGGGCUCUUUUCCUGACACCGUCCUCUCUUUCUGUUGGCUUAAAGAGCUAAUAAAUGAACAAAUGUCUUGUAUCUACAAGAGAAGAAAGACAAAUUCUUUUGCUUCUUUGACCAAGCUUGUAACGCCUACAGUUGCCCUGCCUCUGAAGAAAAGCAACCUUGAACAAUAAACCUGUUUUCUUUUUUUUUUCUAUUUGCUUCGUACAUAUAAACCCUGAUAAUGAUUUUAUCUGAUUUAGCAGUAUUUGGCUUUUGAAAAUAAUGAAUGACAAUCAUAUUCAGAGCUUAUAAGAACACACUUUGAAUAGGCUACUUCAUAAAGAAAAUAACUUGAUUCACUAGCUGUAUUUUAAGAAAGAAGCACAACCAAAACCUCAUCUUACAAAAGUAUUUAUGC